UCUGCCACGCCAGCUUCCUGAGUUCUUAGAGGGGCCGAGGGGAUUUGAAAACACCAUGAGCGACCUGCAGAUGGUGGCGGGCGCCAAGUGCUUCGUGCCGGAUGAGACGCACGUGUGGCUUGCGGCUGAAGUACUGCGUGAUGAGAACUCGGGCGAUGGCAAGACACGUAAGAUCUACUGCAAAGUGGAACUUCCCGAUGGCGAGACUGAGGAACGCUGCGUGGACAUGCUGUCGAAGAAGACAAAGGCGCUACUGGAUGUGCAUCAACUCGAGUCGCUUCCGUACCAGAACGAGAACGUUGGUCUCGAGGGCAUUGAGGACAUGAUCACGCUCAACUAUUUGCACGAGGCCGCCAUCCUGUUCAACAUCAAGAAGCGCUUCCUGUGCGAGCUGCCCUACACGUACACAGGCGACAUUUGCAUCGCUAUUAACCCCUACAAGUGGCUCCCAGACCUCUACGCUGAAGACCAGCACCUCCGCUACCUUAACCAGCCCAAAGAGGAGCUGCCCCCGCACGUGUACGCCACAUCCGUCGCUGCCUACGACAACAUGCGGCGCUCGGAGCGCAACCAGUCCAUUCUGGUCAGUGGCGAGUCCGGUGCUGGUAAGACCGAGACCACCAAAAUCCUCAUGAACCACCUGGCCACCAUCGCAGGCGGUCUCAACAACUCCACCAUCAAGAGGAUUAUCGAAGUAAACCCGCUGCUCGAGUCCUUUGGUAACGCCAAAACUGUGCGUAAUGACAACUCCAGUCGUUUCGGCAAGUUUACACAGCUGCAGUUUGACAAGAAUGGCACGCUUGUCGGUGCCAAGUGCCGCACGUAUCUUCUGGAAAAGACGCGUGUCAUCCAGCACGAAGCGCCUGAACGCAACUACCAUAUCUUCUACCAACUGCUUGACUCGCCCGACAUUGCGUCGGAGUUGCAGCUCGAAUCGUCGAAGCACUAUGUGUACACGGGCGACAACACGGCACGGAAGAUCGAAGGACUCUCCGACAAGAAACACUUCAACCAAACACGCGAGGCCUUGGAGCUUGUGGGUCUGUCUCGCGAUGACCAGCGGCCACUGUUCGAAGUGCUGGCUGGAGUGCUCCACCUUGGUGAGGUACAGCUGCAGUCAGACCCGGCAGAUGAUGAGAAGUCUCUCAUCGCUGAGGGCGACGGUGGUGCGAAUUGUGCUACUCAGAUGCUUGGUGUCACGUGGGAGGCACUUCAGAAGGCUCUUUGUUCGCGUACUAUGCGUGCUGUGAAUGAUGUGUACAGUGUACCUUUAAAAAAAGAGCUGGCGAUGGACUGUCGUGACGCCCUCGCUAAAGCGAUCUACUCCAACGUGUUCGACUGGCUUGUGGCUACGAUCAACCAGUCGCUUGCUGAUGAUGCCAACAUGGCCAACCACGUGGGUGUGCUCGAUAUCUUCGGGUUCGAGCAUUUCAAGCACAACUCGUUUGAGCAGUUCUGCAUUAACUUCGCUAACGAGAAGCUUCAGCAGAAAUUCACACAGGAUGUGUUUAAGACGGUGCAGAUUGAGUAUGAGGAGGAAGGAAUCGUGUGGGACCACAUUGAGUACGCGGAUAACCAGGACGUGCUGACUGUGAUUGAAUCGCGCAUGGGUAUCAUUUCGCUGCUGAACGAAGAGGUGAUGCGACCGAAGGGCAGUGAGGAGUCCUUCAUGUCCAAGGUGACGUCUUUGCACAAGGAUGAUAUGGCGCACGUUAUUGAGUUCCCUCGCACGUCUCGUACCGAGUUCCUCAUCAAGCACUAUGCCGCUCCUGUCAUGUACGACUCGGUGGGAUUCCUGGAGAAGCACAAGGACUCACUGCUGCCUGACUUGUCCGAGCUCAUGCGUGGCUCAUCCAAGCCGUUCAUCGCCAAGCUCUUCGACCCGAAGCCGGAGCCUAAGUCAGCUGUUUCUGAGGCGUCAGGUAGCCGCCGUAAGCGUGGCGGUGCUCUGUCCAUCACGACCGUGGGUACCCAAUUCAAAGAGAGUCUGACGGAGCUGAUGGCAACCAUCAACUCGACGCGUGUACAUUACGUACGCUGCAUCAAGCCCAACCCGAUCAAGAGCGCUACUGCCAUGGACCAAAACAUGGUGGUGUCCCAGUUGCGAUGUGCCGGUGUGAUUGAAGCCAUUCGUAUCUCCCGUGCAGCGUACCCGAACCGGCUGCAGCACACGGAGAUCCUGGACAAGUUCUGGCUGUUCGUGCCGAGUGGUGGCGAGACUGCUGCAGACAAGUGCCAGCUGCUCAUGGACAAGCUCAAGCUGGAAUCCCCAACUCAGUAUCAGAUGGGUAAGACUCGUGUGUACUUCCAGCUAGGUGUGCUCGAAGAGCUUGAGGACCGCCGUAAGAAGUUCCUGGAUGCCAAGGCCACGUACGUACAGAACAUCAUGGUUGGCUUUACGCAGCGUAUCAAGUACCUCAGACAGCUAGAAGCAAUCAUCAAGUUGCAGUCGGUUAUUCGGUGUGUAAUCGCUAUGCGCAGAUACAACACGUUCAUGAAGGGCCUCAUUUCAGCGCAGGCUCACUGGCGAGGCAUGCAGGGCCGCAAGGUAGCUGCGGAAGUCAAGAGUAACCACAACGCUGUCAUCAUUCAGCGGUAUAUGCGUGGAUUUGUCAAGCGUCACCGUUAUGUCAAGAUGCGCGAAAUGGUCAUUCGUGUGCAGGCUAUGGUUCGUAUGACGAUUCAGCGGCCGAAAUAUCUAGCUGCUCUCGAGGAGAAGCGUCGUGAGGCGGACAUGGCGUACCAGCUGAACAAGCUGAAGGCUGCUCUGCAGGAAGAACAGGAGCGGAAUGCUCAGCUGCAGCGUCGCAGCAGCGUCGCGACGGCGGACUCCUCUGCUGCUUCGAGUGUUGUGAUGGCUGAUGCUGGCGGUAUGAUCGAGACUCUUACAGACGAGAACAAGAAGCUGCGUGAGAAGAAUGAGGACAUGAAGGUUACUAUGAAGGGCUUGAAGGCCGAGAUCGAGAAGUUCAAGAGCGACAAGGAGUUCUCUUCAGCUGGCAACCACGUCAAGGUUCGCCAACUGCAAGAUACUGUGCGUGACAAGGACAAGAAGAUUUCGCAGCUCGAGGCCGAAAACAAGAAGCUGACGGAGCAGAUCGCCAAGCUUCACGCUGAAGGUGUUGUUCCCGAGAAGAAACCCACGCCGAAGAAGUCGAUCUUCCGCACGCUGGGCUCCAAGAAAGAGAAGAAACCUCGUGAGACUGUACUGAUGGACUCGCUCACCGGCUCGGACGACCUUAACCGCCCAUCAUCAGAGACGCGUCCGUCCGAGCGCCACUUCCCGCGCAUGCCCAGCAUGAGUGUAGGCUCUCGCUUCUGGAACACGAACAAAAAGGGAGACAGUGGGGACGGCUUCGACGUCUCGGAGGUUGAAGGUGAGGACAGCCCCACCAACAGUUCUUCCACGCGCAACACGAUUGUCAAGAGCAUGGAAGUGGGCGUGACUGGUGCCAUGUCGAGUUUGAAGGGCCGCAUGUCGGUCGUCAAGGGGAUGUACGACAACCGGAGCAAGCGCACAAACAGCAAACCAGAGGAGAACACCAACCCGUCCGACAACGUUGCGUCCACGACGGUCGUUACCUCGAAGAGCGCCAAGGUGAAGCCGGCCACAACGCCGGCGGAUCGUCCUGUGCGCGAGUCGUUCAACCUGGACGCGUUGCCGGAAGUCUCUCUUCCCGUCGGCUGGGAGGCGAAGGUGUCGCGCUCGACGGGUCGUGUGUACUACGUGAACCGCAAGCUCGGCAAGUCUCAGUUUGAGCGCCCCACUCUGGCUUCUCUCAAGGCACAGAAGCUGGCGCGGCAGAAGUCGACAGGCGGGCUGUAAGUAGAUGAAAAAAACGCUAUGGCGUGGCCAUCGAAGCGUGUUAUAAUACUGUUUCGAACAAACG
This is a messenger RNA of Phytophthora infestans T30-4, 3890 nucleotides long. RefSeq names its product myosin-like protein. The coding region runs from base 56 to 3826 and encodes 1256 amino acids. Gene Ontology annotation, biological process: actin filament organization; vesicle transport along actin filament. The record is from RefSeq and is a predicted model, not a curated record. Gene Ontology annotation, molecular function: actin filament binding; ATP binding; microfilament motor activity. Gene Ontology annotation, cellular component: actin cytoskeleton; vesicle; cytoplasm. The transcript has a single exon. Lineage: Eukaryota; Oomycota; Peronosporomycetes; Peronosporales; Peronosporaceae.